Rhopalosiphum maidis (corn leaf aphid) is the source of this 2503-nucleotide messenger RNA. RefSeq lists its product as uncharacterized. The transcript has 2 exons. Bases 164 to 952 code for a protein of 262 amino acids. NCBI's taxonomy places the organism in Eukaryota, Metazoa, Arthropoda, Insecta, Hemiptera, Aphididae. The record is from RefSeq and is a predicted model, not a curated record.
ACUCGGCAAACGAUAGAUCAGUGUAGUCGCUUUUGUUCAGUGGUGAAGAGGUACACAGUAGUAAAACACUCGCACAUCACAUCUCAUUAUAUUUUUUAUACACAUAUCGCAUUAGCAGCGAUAAAAAAUAAAACUCCGAACUUUAACAAUCGACGCGCAUAAAAUGAUGAGGAAACUUGCAUUCGCGUGCCUGUUCUUGGUGGCAGCACAAACCGUCUAUGGACACCCGGCCGCCGAAGAAUCUCCUGCCGCCCCUGCCGCCGAUGAGGCAGCCGGUUUGGAAAAGGUGUACAAGGUAAUGCAGGAUUGCUCCGAGAAGAACAUGGCCACGUGCUUGAAAAUGCGAGCUUUGCAGUACGUUGACCGGGCGUUGCGCAAGACCGACAGCAUCGACGUAUUCGACGGUAUAUCGUUGGUGAAGUCCGAACCCGUCGAGUCCAGCCGGGGCUUGAACGGCCGAUCGCUCGCCGAAUCCGAACUCGAAGAAGGACAACCCAAAGACGAUGACGAGAAAGAUGCCCAAGUCGAGAACUUACUUUUGGAUCGCGUCGCCCGUUUCCUGGAGAGCCACACCCUUCAACUCAAGGUCCCGGAAUCGUCCAUCUCUGGCAUGAGGAGAUCCCUCGAUGAAGCCCGUGGCAAGAAGAAGAAGCACCAAAAGAUGUUGAUGCCACUCUUGAUGUUGUUGAAGAUGAAAGCCAUCGCCCUUGUCCCAUUGGCUAUCGGUGCUCUUGCUUUGUUGGCAUUCAAGGCUCUCGUCGUUGGUAAGAUCGCCCUCGUCUUGGCCGUUAUCAUCGGAAUCCAAAAGUUGUUGGCUAACAGCAAGAGUCAACAAUCGUAUGAAGUAGUGUCUCACCCACACUACACCGAGGAACACGGACACCACGGUGGAUACAGACGAUCCCUAGAAGGCGAAAGCGCUCAAGACAUGGCGUACCGUGGUCAACACUAAUGCCGCCAUCCCUCCAAACCAUCCCCUCUUAUAGCGUUCUCCCUGUAGUUAGUAUUACCCUCGCCCCUCUGCCAUCACCCAACGGGGCGAUAUUUAUUUGUAAAUAGUUCGAAAAAAAAAAUAUUCCCCCCUAGGAACAAAAUAAUUUAUUUUAAUAUUAUUUAUAUUUAUACACACAAACAUACAUCUGAUCGUAUUCUACCGUGCAAUUCACUUUUUAUUUCUUCAUCUCACCCUCACCAUUGAUAAUGUUAUAAUUGCCCGCCUACGUUUACAAAUCGUUUCUCUCGCGAACUUACAUAUGUAUAUAUUAUAUUAUUAUACUACACGUAUAAUAUAUACAAUUAUAUAUACAUAUAUAAGUCAAGGCGUCCGUACAUCGCGCCCGCCACGUGUAAUAUUAUUAUACGACAUCCGUACACUGGAGGCGACUAAACUAUACGACGGCGGUCAAUAACGGGUUCUGCUUAAUCACUUCGGGACAAUGAUCGAACACAACACAUAACAAAACGUUUUACUACCAUAUACACAACUAUAUAAUAAUAUACGAUUAUUAUUUACCCCGGGCGGUCGGUUAAAAAUACAGAAGUUAACCUAGUGACACACACAUACACACACACACAGGCGCGCGUGUGCGCACUAUAUGUGUGUUCAUGUGAGAGUGUGUUUGCCGCUCAUGUGGCGAUAUAGGUCGGCCGGAGGAGAGAAGAAGAAUUAUUACGAAAAAAAAAGAAAAACAACUAUUUCCAAAACUGGUUUUUCUCUAUAAAAUACGAAUAGAAAUUGUUAGUUAUCUAUUCUUUCUAUAUUAAUCACGAUCACCACUUCUACCGUCAUUAACGAUAACCACGAUUACACACCAGCUACAGCAUCGCGACUUUUGACCUUAUCUACGAGACGACACCAACCAAUGACUACAAGUACCUAUACGUUUAGGACUAGUAUUUACUUCUUCAUAUGUGUGCUAUAAUUAUUAUUAUACUCACAUACCCACACACAUACUCACUAAAAACUAGUACGAUGACUUACUCGGCUGCUGUGGCUCUUCCUGAUCGCACAUACCCGGACAUACCAAUAUAAAAACGACCGUUGGCCAAAGACUACUUUUCACUUUACCGGAAAUAUCGUUGAUCACAAACCAUAAUAUUUUAUUAUAUGAUUCAUUUUUGUUUUAUAUUGUUAUAUUGUGUCAUUUUUUUUAUACAAAUAAUUAUAUUAUACUUUUUGUGUGUACAUCGAAGACUCACCUAUUUAUUACGUACCUACUUAAAUAAAAUCGAUUUGUUUGUAAUAAAUCCAUUUCUUCUUUUUUCUAAACUCAAUUUGACUCACCUUGACUCGACUCGACUUGACUCUAUUUGACUUAACAAGACUUGACAUUACUUACUCGAAUGUGCCAUCGUCUAUCUCCUCUCAAAUAAUACAAUAAUCAUUGUUUUUGUUGUCCAACUGAAGAAAAAAGUACAUUAUAUCGGCUGUUAUUGAUUUAUGUAAUUCUUUAUUAUUAUUAUUUAUUUUUUUUAUUUAAUGAAAUAAAUUUAUUAAGAUUCA